Molecule: messenger RNA, 2349 nt
Organism: Closterium sp. Naga37s-1
Lineage: Eukaryota; Viridiplantae; Streptophyta; Zygnematophyceae; Desmidiales; Closteriaceae
Source: the annotation of a GenBank genome assembly
AUGGACCUCGAGAAUGACGGCGCCGCGGGCACCGGUGCCGUGUGGGCGGCCGUCUCCCCGCCGCAAAUCCCUCUCGUCGACGGAUUCAGCUUUCACCAAGCGCCGCUUCCGUGCGCAGCGGCUGGGUCCGCGGAAAAUAACGAAUGGGGCGGCGGGUUCAUGGGGGAAUGGGCGGGCGGAAAGCGCAGCGAGGAGGAGUGGGGUUUGGAGAAGGGGGGCGACAGUUGGGGCGCUAUGGGGGAAGAGGGAAUGAUCGUGGAAGGCGCUGCGGAAGCUCCGCCAACUCCGCUGAUCCAAGCCAUUGCGCGCAAGAACAUAUCCGCUUCUGCCGAAGUCUCUCCCAACAAAGGCGCCUCCGUUGCCACACGUUUCACGAACGGAUGGGAUCCGCUGCAUCUGAAUGUUCAGGAGAAUCUUCAGGAGAAGCCUAAGUGGCAAGUCGGCCAAGGCAACGACGGCUCCUGCCUCACAACUUCCCCCUCCGCCGCCACAUCCGCCGGCGGCGGUUGCGCUAGCCGCGGAAACCUCGGACGAGAGACCCCUUUCGCAGCAACCAGCGCUUGCGCCACUGGCGCAUCUUUUGGCCCCGCUGGCCUUGCGCCCGCAAUCCCCCUGCUGACUCUUCCGCCGUCCGCUUCCUUUACGGGCCCGCCGCCUUCCGCUGCUUCCCCGCACGGCACGGGCAUCCAAACCACGGAAUGUGGCGCCCACGUGCCAUCAGCGUGGUUCACUCCCUCUGCCACGUCAGCCACUAACGUGUCCCCUGCAUCGCUGAUGUCAGCACUGGGGUCGCUCCAGGGCAAGAUCGCCGCGCUGCAGCUGCUGAUUCCGCUGGUGGCGCAGAGCGGCCCCGCCCCCGCCGUGCGCGAGCAGCAGGAGGCGGCGGCGGUGGGCGUGGCGGCGGUGAUUCAGCAGGUGGCGCUCGCCGCCGUGGGGCUGCUUCCGCCGCGCCUGCAGGCGCAGCUUCUGCUGCCCGACAUCGCGGGGGUGUUGCGCGCGGAACAGAUGCGCGCGGAGAAGGAGCGGUCGGCGCUACAGCACGCGGAGCUGGGGAGCGCGGAUCAGUCCGCGGAGAAACAGCAGGACGAGGCGGAGGCGCAGGGGCAAGCGGAGGCGGAAGGGGGGCAGCAGCCACACAUGCAGGAGGCGAUGAUGAUGGCGCUGGCGCAAGCGCUGCAGCUGCAGGAGCAACAGCAGCAGCAGCAGCAGAAGCCACUAGCGCUUCCCACCGCUCCCUCUCCUCCGCCUCCUGCUGUCGCUAUGUUUGCACCCGAUGCCGCUUCUCCUUCAGCCGCGCCUCCGCCUGCUCCGCUUGCGCCUGCUGUCCCUCUUGCGGGGCCUACUGCCGCCCCUCCCCUUCCCCACCCUCCCCCUCCCCUCGCUUCUCCCGUUUCCGCUGCAGCAUCCGGGCCCGGCGCCAGCACGGGGGAAGCCGACGCUGAGGCAAGAGACGAGGGAAGGGACGAGGGAGAGCAGGGAAGAGCGGGAGGAAGCAAGAGAGGGAGGGAUGUUGAUGGUGAAAUGGGGACUGCGGCGGGGGAGGGGCCGCUGAAGCAAGCUAAGGUGGUGGAUGAUCAGGCAGCUGAUGCCUUUGGGGAAGACGAAGCACCAACCAUAACCCUUGAGACAGCAUCCCGGUCAGCAUCUGGCACAGCAUCAGAGGUUGCGCCAGGAGCAGCAUCGGCAGGAGAGUCCAUGGGAGAUGGCUGCACUGGCUCCAAGGCAGCAGCAGGGUCGGCAGACACCACCACUGCGAGCGACAGCGACGAGGAGGCAGCGGCAGCAAGCAGCGGCGGCAGGGCGGGGUGGGGAGCGGAAGGUGUGCGCAUGGGCGAGUGGAUGAUAGUGGAGCUGCGGGUGGCAGAGCUGACCAACGACCAGAUGCACUUCUGCGACGCCUGCGGCAAGGGCUUUAAGCGCGAGGCCAACCUGCGCAUGCACAUCAAGGCACACGGCCACAUGGCCCCCAUGCACCCAGCAGCGUCUCCUCCUUCCUUCUCCUCCUCCCCAUCGCCCCCCGUGGACCCGGCGCAAUGCCGCUUCAGCUGCCCUGUGGCGGGGUGCAAGCGGCACCGGGAGCACGUGGCCUUCCAGCCGCUCAAGACGGUGCUGUGUGUGCGCAACCACUACCGCCGCUCGCACUGCCCCAAGCUGCUCGCGUGCUCGCGCUGUGGCGGUGCCAAGCGCUUUGCAGUGCUGGCGGAUCUGCGCACGCAUGAGAAGCACUGCGGCCUCACCAGCUGGACCUGCUCCUGCGGCUCUCGAUUCAGCCGCAAGGACAAGCUGAUGGCUCACCUGGUCACCUUCAUCGGCCACUCCGCGGUCUCGCCUGGGAAUAACCGUGCCUGA